Molecule: messenger RNA, 7006 nt
Organism: Labeo rohita (rohu)
Lineage: Eukaryota; Metazoa; Chordata; Actinopteri; Cypriniformes; Cyprinidae
Gene: lrrtm4l2
Product: leucine rich repeat transmembrane neuronal 4 like 2
Exons: 3
Coding region: 357-2030 (557 amino acids)
Cellular component (GO): plasma membrane
Molecular function (GO): protein binding
Source: RefSeq, a predicted model, not a curated record
CAUUGUAACCGGCGGAUGCAACACGUCCCUCAGACUCACCGGUGCUGAAGCUGCGCGCAUCCCGAAGAUUCCAGCAUCCCGCGUCCUUUCACAGCUACAGUAUGGAUCAUGAUGUCCUUUACCGCCUGAUGAAACUUCUUAACGUGAUCGUCCCGCGAUUUAACAUUCUUGGGAAUCGGUAACCUGAUAUUUCAACUCGGUUUUUGGUAGUUAUGCUCGUCAAUCUGACUCUCGCGCAACUGCGCUCAAUAAACUGACGCUUUUAUUUAGUUGCACUUCAGCAUCACCAAAAAAGCGCAGAGAGAUUUCUGGAGUGAAUCACCUUCUAAACAUUCAACUGGAGCAGAACCAGUGCCAUGGGGCCCUUACUCUGGGAAGGGCGCCUGUCAUGUUUUCUUCUCCAUGCUUCUGUUCUCCUGCUGCUCAGCAAGGGGGAGCGGAUGUGCCCUGUGAGUUGCCGCUGCGAAGGCAAGAUUGUUUACUGCGAGUCUGGCGCCUUUCAAGACGUCCCGGAGAACAUCUCUCUGGGGUGCCAGGGUCUAUCCCUGCGAUACAACAGCCUCUUGUUGUUGCUACCUUACCAGUUUGCUCACCUCAACCAGCUGGUCUGGCUCUACCUGGACCACAAUUCCAUCAGCGUAGUGGACAGACUGGCCUUUCAGGGACUUCGUAGACUAAAGGAACUAAUCCUGAGCUCUAACAAGAUUGAGCAGUUGCAGAACGGCACCUUUGAGACCGUCCCGAACCUGCGCAACCUUGACCUGUCCUACAACCAGCUGCAGGACUUGAUGCCGGGGCAUUUUCACGGACUACGCAAGCUUCAAAACCUUCACCUGCGAUCAAACAAUAUCAAAACCAUCCCUGUCCGUACUUUCAUGGAAUGUCGAAGCCUGGAGUUUCUAGAUUUGGGUUACAAUCGCCUGCGGACUAUAACUCGCACAACCUUUCUAGGACUGCUCCGGCUGACGGAACUUCACCUUGAACACAAUCAGUUUUCCAGGAUUAACUUUUUCCUAUUUCCACGCCUCUUAAAUCUGCAGGCUCUUUAUCUGCAAUGGAAUCGCAUUCGGACGGUUGUCCAAGGUUCGCCUUGGACUUGGCACACUUUGCAGAAAUUGGAUCUAUCGGGCAACGAGAUUCAAGUUUUGGAUCCUGCUAUUUUUAGGUGUCUGCCCAACUUGCAUACGCUCAAUCUGGAGUCUAACAAGAUCAGCAACGUGUCCCAGGAAGUUGUUUCAUCAUGGAUCUCCAUUAGCACUAUCAACCUGGCAGGAAACAUAUGGGACUGUAGCUCUAGUAUCUGCCCUCUGGUGUCUUGGCUGAGAAACUUCAGGGGAACUAGAGAUGCCAGCAUUAUUUGCAGCACUCCCAAAUCCCUUCAGGGAGAAAGAGUCAUGGACGCAGUGAGGAACAACUCAGUGUGUGAGGAGAUAUUCACCGUGGAGCCCACCACGGAUUUAAAUCUUCUUUUGACUACUACUACGACAACUCUUUAUGUAACAAAGCCACCCACAACCACCACUACAACCCCACGCACCACAACUAGACAUCUUUCUCAAGUUACCCACGUACAAAGACUCACCCCAAAGGUUUUAUUCCCUGUUAAGCCCAACAAUGAAUUCCUAACGGUAACACCUAGCAGCCUACCCUUCACCCCCGAACCCGAGUUCGAGCAUAUGACCUUCCACAAGAUCAUCGCAGGCAGCGUUGCCCUAUUUCUCUCAGUGUCUUUAAUCCUAUUAGUGAUUUACGUGUCGUGGCGACGAUACCCUAACAGCAUGAGGCAACUCCAGCAGCACUCCAUUCGACGCAAGCGCAGGAAAAAGACUCGAGAGCCAGAGCAUAACAUCAACUCUCAACUGCAAGAGUAUUAUCUAAGCUACAACCAUGCCAAUGCCGAGACCAUGGACUCUUUGGUGAACGGGGCGUGCACCUGCACCAUCUCGGGCUCCAGAGAGUGCGAGAAUGCAUACACGUAUCCCAGACCACUCCCAGGGGCCUGGAUGGGAGACAUAUCCACAAUUCACUGAGGGGCCCGUGAGAAAAUGCGCCACUGCCCAUUAUGAUUUGCAGCGGCUCAGAUAAAGCCUUUCCUGGAUUUUGCUUCAGCGCUGAGAAUUUUCCAACACAAAAGGAGAACGAAUUAGGCUGAAUGGGUGGCACACAUCCUCAACCCCUCAUUUUGGACUCUUUUAAAAGUGGAGCGAGCGGAUACGGCAUCAAUUUGACACCCCGUCCUCGAGUCGAACCGGUUUGGUUUUUACUUCGACCAACAAUAAACGUCCCCCACAAUGGGGCUUGCGAGCACGCAAGGCAAAUCUAUCUGUAAUGAACCAGCGAAAUGUUUCUCGAUGCUGCCAUUGUUGCUGUAUGAUAGCUACUACCUGCUCUCCCUGAGGAAUCGACGCCUACCGUCCAGCUUCCCGUCCUGUUCAUCCCUUUGUGUGUUGUGUAGUGAUGUGACAAACUAUUCAUGCCGAGCCAUCGGAAACGUCUCUCGUGAUCAGCGGACGGUAAUUGCUCAAUUGAGCACAACCCACAAGGAUGUUUCCGAGGACUACAGAACAACAGAAGAUAUUUUUGACUGCUGUGAAAACAUAAUGAAGAAAAGCUUGUUUGCAAAGGACUGUAACCUCACCACGAGUUCCCACUGUGAUUUGAUUUCAACCCUGGCUGAACUUGGACACACCACGGGAGAGUUGAAUUGUGGGUAUCGUAUGCGUGUUGUGAAUGUGUUUUUUGUUCUCCAUUUAAAGCUGGAAUUUCCACUCAGAUUUUUUAGGAGUCCUUUCUCUUUGUUCAACGAGAAGAGUUAGCUGACUAUUUUUGUAUGAGCAACAUAUCAUCCGAAUGUGAUGAAUCAAAGAGAGAUCGACUUCUUGUUUUUAAAACACUUGCAUCCGGAUGCCUUUUUGUCGCUCGACAUCACUGAACGUUUUCUCUUAACACCAUCGUUAUAUUGUGCUACAAACUUGGCAUGGCAUAAAACAGUGGUUCUCAUCUAUUGGCACGCAGGUCUGUUCUGAUCAGGGUCGUAGACGAAUAAUGAAACGCAGCUAACCGUAUAAUCAUUCAUAGUUGAGACAGCAAAAUAAAUGUUUUGUUUUUGGCGUCAAAGAUGUGUGCAAUCCAACUUUAAAGUAUUUUGGCUCAAAUUCAGCCACUAGACAGAAAGAAAAGCCAAAAAUGCAGAGGCUGCAUGACAUAAUCCUCAAAAACCAUGAACAAAGAAAAAAUAUGACCCACACUACAUUAAAUACGGGUUCACAGGGUUUGUGUCCACCACAAUGUGUUUUAUAUGGUGAAUUUUUGUCUGUUUAGGGUAUCAUACUUUAGAAACCAAAAUAGCUAGCUUUUGUCACGUUAAUAAUUUAGCAUAUUGUUGGGCCUUAGCAUUUCUUGGAAAUAUUAUUACAUUUUAAUGUUUGAAUUUAAGGACAUUUUUUACUUUUUGUACUAUAAACAAUUUGGGUAUCAUGUCGGGUCACUAUUAAUUUCCAAUGUAAAAUCUGGGUCCUUUUGAGAACCACCGACAUCAAGCUUUCGAAGAUCUUCACACUUAGACAACAAUAAUACAUUAAUACCUUCAUCACAUUAGAUUUUUCUAACUCUGCAUUACGGGAUUUACAGUACACUACCAUUCAAAAUUUUGGGUCAGGUUUUUUUUUUUAUAUUACUUAUAUUAGAAUGACUGACACUGAAGUCUGGCGUAACGAUGCUGACAAUUCAGCUUUGCAUCACAAGAAUAAAUAAAACAGCCAUUUUAAAUUGUAAUAAUAUUGCUGUUUUUACUGUAUUUUUUAAUCAAAUAAAUGCAGCCUUCGUGAGAUUAAGAAACUUUUUAAAAACAUUAAAAAUCAUACUGAUCCCAGACUUUUAAAUGGUAGUGCGUAUCAUACAGCUGUGCGUCUGCGUCUGUGCAACAGGAGGACAAACCAAUGCUAAACGCAACCAGUACAUCAGUGAAUGAAUGCAAACGGACAGAAAGUCACAGGAAAGAUUAUGCACACCCACUGCCAUCUGUCCAAAAGCAUCCAAAAGCCCUUCUUGAUUGUUUUAUAAUCAUUAUAAUUAGGUCCAUCAUAAUUGGUUAACGUAUAUGCAGCUGUCUCUUUAGCCAGUAACAAGCUGAAUGAAAAUUAAACCCGCCAAAGCAGAACUAACGCUUAUAGCUCUUGGUCAAAGUUACUGGCUGAGGAGAGCUGGGUUUGAGUUGGUGUUAACGAUCUUAAAAAUAAGGUUCUUUAUCGGCAUCUGUGGUUUCAUGAAGAACCUUAAAAAUAAAGGUUCUUUUUUGGCAUUGAUGGUUCAUUGAAGAACGUUAAACAUCCAUGCACUCUUAAAAAUGAAGAUUUUUUAUUGGCAUCGAUGGUUCCAUAAAGAAUCUUAAACAUAUUUAAAAAAACGUUUCUUUUAUUGGCAUCUAUGUUUUCAUUAAGAAUCUUAAACAUCCAUGUACUCUUAAAAAAUAAGGUUAUUUAUUAGCAUCUAUAGUGUCAUGAAGAACCUUAAAAACUAAGUUUUUUUUUUUUUUUUUUUUUUUACUAGCAUUGAUGGUUCAUUUUAGAAUCUUAAACAUCCAUGCACUCUUAAAAAGAAGAUGCUGUAUUGGCAUUUAUGGUUUCAUGAAGAACCUUAAACAUCAGUGCAGUCUUGAAAAUAAAAGUUCUUUAUUGGCUUUUAUGGUUUUAUCAAAGAACCUUAAACAUCCAUACACUCUUAAAAAUGAGGUUAGUUACUGGCAUCUAUAGUUCAAUGAAUAACCUUAAAAAUGAAGGGUUUUUUUUGCCAUUGAUGGUUCACUGAAUAACCUUAAACAUCAGUGCAGUCUUAAAAAGAAAAGUUCUUUAUUGGCAUUUAUGUUUGCAUGAAGAACCUUAAAAAUAAAGGGGUUUGUUUUAUUGGCAUUAAUGGUUCAUUGAAGAACCUUAAACAUCAUUGCAGUCUUAAACAUAAAAGUUCUUUAUUGGCAUUUAUGGUUGCAUGAAGAACCUUAAACAUCCAUUGCACAAAAGGUUCUUUAAAUGGAAUAAGGUUCUUUAGAUCAAAGUGUUCUUAACACCAAGAAAGGUUCCCAAAAUGGUUCUUUUAUGACCUUUCCUACGCCUUUAUCCUUUAUUUUUAAGAGUGUAGAACCUUUCCAUUCCACAAAACUUAAUUAGAAAAAGUCUAACUAGAUAAUUUUGCUGACAAUGUGAAGCACAUUGCAAAACUGACCAUCAUGGGUGCGUAGUAAAUGGCUUUCGUACAUUGCAAUGGCGUCCUGGAUUAUUACCCCAUGUCAUUCAGGCCCACAUGCAAGUCUCUAUGAUAUUUUGAUCUCUAGAUUAAAGGCUUAGGUCCUUUCUUCAAUAUCUGAGGGAAUUUUUUCCCUGUUUGAUCACCUGCCAGGCAGAAAUCAUAAGUCAGAUCACUUAGAAAAGUAAUAGCACGUCUCUCCUCAACAAGCUGCGUGAUUUGUGGUAUCUCAUGUCUGAAGUACAAAUGCUGCGGAUGAGCCACAAAUGGAUGAGUCACGCACUGAAACAGCUCUUAAUUCUGAGCAAUAGUCAGUUAGGGUUGCCUAGGCAAACUCCGCUGAGAAAAGAUGUAAAACAAACCACUGAAUCGUGUGCCAUCAUGUGUCCUUUAGUGAGAAAUGGCCACCCUUAAAGUCUCAUGCUAUCAGAUCCUCUUAGGGAGAGCUUCGUCUGCCAAGAACACACAAUCUAUCAAUGUCACUGCAGGGAUGGUCUGACUGUGGGGGUUUCUGUGCAAUUUACUUAGUAACAUUUCACAUCCUCUUGAAGAACAAGCCAAAUAAUUCACAGAUUUCAAAUUAGGAGAACGUCUCUCCCCUGAUUUAUUGAUUUUUUUAGAAAUCCUUUAGUCAGAGGUAUAAUAAAAAGAACUAAAAAGGCCGUCUUGGUUGCUUAAUCAUGCCUCUUGGUUUAAAGCAUGAUGAGAUGUCUUCAUACCUCCCACAAAAUGACCGGUCUCCUUUUUGGACAAAUGAAAAAGAUUUUUCCCCUAGUUCUCUGAGGCCUUUCACACGUUGAUAUGCCCGACAUAAAUGCAUUUUUCUGUUACCCGUCCACUUCGCAGAAUGCACAAUGACCUUGGGUUUCUAAAGCAAAAAUAGGAUGAUGGUGAAAACGCAAAUGAUGCAAUUUGCUUCCCUAAGAGGCCUCUAUUAGCUGAACAUGUUCAAGGCUCUGUACCAUUAUGAUUGAACUGAAGUAGACAGACGGUGAAAGUGUAAAUACUGAUUUGCAUUUUGAGCUCAUGCGUGAAAAGGGUCAAGGACAGAUUGCCCACUUUUGCUCUUUCAAGCAACCGUCAUUUUAUUCAUGUAAGGACAUGUAUUUGUGUGAAAAUUAGGGUUUUCAAAGCGAAGUUGUUCUUUAUGUUUUUAUUAAAUGUGACGUUACAUUCUUUCUUUAUCUUUAUAAGGCUAGAAGUUCAACAGCAUCAGAAAACUCCAUUUGUUGAUGUUCAAUUUGUGUGCUUUUCUGUUUUCAUGCUAUUUUUUUUUUCCAUUUUUCCAUUACUGAAACAAAAAGCAAAAAAAAAUAAAAAAUUGCUGAAAUUUCAAACUAGAUUGCUUGAAGGUGAGUAGAGUUUUAUUUUCCUUUUUUUUUUAUCAGAACAGAUUUGGAGAUGUAGCAUGACAUUUUGUUCAGCAAUGGAUCCUCUGCAGUGAAUGAGUGCCGUCAGAAUGAGAGUCCAAACAGCUGAUUAAAAAUAUCACAAUAAUCCACAAGUAAUCCACACCACUCCAGUCCAUUAAUUAAUGUCUUGUGAAGUAAAAAGAUGCGUUUGUAAGAAAUAUUUUAACUAAAAUAUGAGUAUUAAAUAUAAGGAGAGAAAUUCUGCACUGUUUGCAAGCAAAAAAAAAAAAAAAAAAAAAAAAAAAAAGGAGUCCAAAACCAUUCUAAACAAGUAUGUCACCAAUUAUAAACAUGCAGCUUUUUGCUUCACAAGACAUUAAUUGAUGGACUGAAGAUGUGUGGAUUACUUGUAGAUU